CAUUGAUUCGCUGACUAACAUGAAAAUCAAAAGUGCUCCCCCGGACCCGGCCGGCCUCUCCAAGCGCCUCCGGAGUUCCCACCCUCUGCCCGUCGUGAUGUCACAGGUCCAACUCAGAAAGCAGCCGGUGUUCGCCCAUCACCAGGGCCAAGACAGCAGGGAGGACCAAGAGAGGAAGACCAAGAACCUUCUGCAGCACACCUCCACCCUUCAUGUUCCGCCUCUCCGCAGUCGACCUGCUGUGAGCCAGCUGCCCAUGGAAGUCCUCAAGGUGCAGUCCCACCUGGAGAAUCCCACCAAGUACCACAUCCAGCAGGCCCAGAGGCAGCAGGUGAGGCAGUAUCUCUCCACCACCCUGGGUGGUAAAAGCGGCAGCCAGUGCUCCAGUCAGCCCCCCGAGCACGGCAUGCCGCCUGGGCCUGGCAGCAGCGCCCCCAACAGUCCCAUGGCCCUACUCACCCUCAGUUCCAACUGUGAGAAAGAGAUGGAUGAUGUCAUUGAUGACAUUAUAAGUUUGGAGUCAAGUUACAAUGACGAUGUUCUUGGACUUAUGGACCCUGGACUCCAAAUGAACAACCCGCUCCCUGUGUCUGGCAACCUUCUCGAUGUGUACGGCAACCAAGGACUUCCACUCCCCGGCCUCGGUAUCAGCAGCUCCUGUCCACCAAACAUUAAGAGAGAAUACACAGCUCCUGGCAUGAAGCAAGUACUGGACAAGCCUGGAUCCUGUGGCCAGUAUGAAAGCUAUCAAAGGCCAGAGGGCUUUCCAGUAGAGGCUGAAGUCCGUGCUCUCGCUAAAGAGAGACAGAAGAAAGACAACCACAACUUAAUUGAACGAAGACGGAGAUUCAACAUCAACGAUCGCAUCAAGGAGCUGGGAACUUUAAUACCCAAGUCAAAUGAUCCAGACAUGCGCUGGAAUAAGGGAACCAUUCUGAAAGCCUCGGUGGACUACAUCAGGAGGCUACAGCGGGAGCAGCAGAGAGCCAAGGAGCUUGAGUGCAGACAAAGAAAGCUAGAGCACGCAAACCGCCAUCUGAUGCUUCGUAUACAGGAGUUGGAGAUCCAGGCCCGUGCUCAUGGUCUGACAGUGGUGUCCUCUCCAUCUGUCUGCACAUCGGAUUUGAUGGGCCGAAACAUUAAACAGGAGCCCAUCCUUGGCGACUGCACCUCAGAUCUCUACCAGCAUAACUCGACUCCUGACAUGUCCCCUCCGACCACAUUGGACCUCAACAAUGGCACCAUCACCUUUGACCAGAUUCCUGCAGAUUCUGGGGACCAUGGCCCCUAUGGAAACUCCAGGACCUGUAAAAUGAAGGAAUUGGUAAGAGAUAACAUCCUUUCACCAAUUUCCCCAAGUGAUCCCCUGCUGUCCUCGAUGUCCCCAGAAGGCGCCAACAAUGUCAGGAGCCUCCACAGUUCCUGCUCUAGUAUGGAGGAGAAGGAGCAAGGCUGUUAGCAUUGUCCAGUGCCAUGAGCCAUACUGACACUUUCAAUCUGUAGCAUCACAGUGAGGCACCUCACCUCAAAGUGACUCUAUAUUUUUGUUGUAUUUUUGGUUCAUUUAGCACUGAACUCGAGUGUUCAUAUGCUGUAUGUUAAUUUUGCUGAGACAUUUCAGUUCUUGUUUGUACACAGUAUUUUCAUAUUCUUCUCAUGAACCACCAGACGUGUGUAUACCAGGUAACUGAAAAAUAUGACUACAAUCUGAUGUCAUUACAGAAUGGUCAACCUAAUGACGUUACAAGUUUUAGACUGUUUAUUUUUGUAGCUAACAUUUUUCAUAUUUGUCCCAGAUGUACUCUGUGUUGAACUGUACUGCGAUAACAUGCAGUUGUAAAACUGUAUUGGUAGGAAAGAUUGGAUUACUGAGUCAUUCCAACUCCUGAUGGUUCCAUUAUUCCAGGAAAAUGCACAAAAUAUAAAUUGGUAUUUAAAAAUUGAAGAAUGAAGUGUUUCAUAUUAUAUUAUUGCAUAUCAGUUCUCUUAAUGUAUUCUGAAGCAAUAACAAAUUAAACAUGAACCAAACAAGAAAUAUUAGUAUAUUAAGUAUGGUUAUUUAUAUCAUUUAUCUAUUUAGUUUAGUUUUACUUUUAUCCACUGAGAGCUCAUUUUGUUUGAGUAUAUGGAAAUAAUUCCGAUGUUGUGAGGAACCUUUUCAUGUAUAACAGCCCCCAAACAGACAUGACUACUAUAAUAAUACUAAUGUGUACUUCAUCUACAAAGUAAGACACAUAGAACGAAAAUAUUUCACAAUACUAGGUGAAAUUAUCUUAUAUUCAUAAUGUACUGCAGUAUUUUUUAAAUUGUGGGGUAGGUUACAAAAUGAAGAACAAAAAACAGAAGGAAUGAAAAAAAAAGAAAAGAAAAAGAAAAAAAAUUAUCGACAGAUGACAAAAGCACUAAAAACAUAAAGCCUAGUCCACUGACCAAAAAUAAUUUUAUUAGUCUUGACACAAUAAAUUAUAAUACUUUGUUUAAAAUAAAUGUUAAUUAAAAUGAAUAAAUAGUAUGAAAUAGGCUCACAGCAGUCUUUGCCUGAAAUUUCUCUGUUGGCACUGAUCAAAUGAUUCUUUCUCUUGCACUCAGAGCUGAGUAGACGUGUACUACAGGUUUUUUUUUUUUUUUUAAUGUCUGUACAGAACUGGUUGUAACCAACCAUGAUAUUUUUGUUCAGGUUUGUGGACUCAUUGUAAAAAUAAAUAAAUAACACUGAUAUAUUGUAUUGAGUGACUUUU
Molecule: messenger RNA, 2738 nt
Organism: Larimichthys crocea (large yellow croaker)
Lineage: Eukaryota; Metazoa; Chordata; Actinopteri; Sciaenidae
Gene: mitfa
Product: melanocyte inducing transcription factor a
Exons: 10
Coding region: 20-1459 (479 amino acids)
Biological process (GO): regulation of transcription by RNA polymerase II; melanocyte differentiation
Cellular component (GO): nucleus
Molecular function (GO): DNA-binding transcription factor activity, RNA polymerase II-specific; RNA polymerase II cis-regulatory region sequence-specific DNA binding; protein dimerization activity
Source: RefSeq, a predicted model, not a curated record